AUGCAGGCUUUCGCACGGUGCGCCCGGCCGGCCCUGCUGCGCCAGGUCGCUCGCCGCGCCUACAGCACCGAGUCCAGCCCCUAUGCCGCCACGAUCGGCAACCUGCGCAUCAACUCGGACACGAAGGUUCUCUUUCAGGGCUUCACCGGCAAGCAGGGAACUUUCCACGCCCAGCAGGCCAUUGACUACGGCACCCAAGUUGUUGGUGGCACGAACCCCAAGAAGGCCGGCUCGACACAUCUCGGCCUGCCAGUCUUCGCCAACGCCAGUGACGCUGUCAAGGAGACUGGCGCUACUGCCACGGCGAUCUUCGUUCCCCCUCCUCUGGCUGCUAGCGGCAUCGAGGAGGCCUUGAACGCCGAGAUUCCCCUCAUUGUGUGCAUCACGGAGGGUAUUCCCCAGCAUGGUAAGCGAGCUUCUACUUGGCCAGUUUGCGCCGUUUACGUUGACAUGCUCCGCAUCACCAACAUGCUCAAGACCCAGUCCAAGUCCCGUCUCGUCGGCCCCAACUGCCCCGGCAUCAUCGCCCCCGGCCAGUGCAAAAUCGGCAUCAUGCCUGGAUUCAUCCACAAGCGCGGCCGCAUUGGCAUCGUCAGCCGUUCCGGCACCCUGACCUACGAGGCCGUCAACCAGACCACCUUGGCUGGCCUGGGCCAGUCCCUCGUCGUCGGUAUCGGUGGUGACCCCUUCAGCGGCACCAACUUCAUCGACUGCCUGAAGGUCUUCCUCGCCGACGAGGAGACUGACGGCAUCAUCAUGAUCGGCGAGAUCGGUGGCUCUGCUGAGGAGGACGCUGCCGAGUUCUUGCGCGCCAACAACACCGUCAACGGUGGCAAGCCUGUCGUGUCCUUCAUUGCCGGUAUCUCGGCACCGCCAGGCCGUCGUAUGGGCCACGCCGGCGCCAUUGUGUCCGGCGGCAAGGGCGGUGCUGACUCCAAGAUCAAGGCUCUCGAGGCCGCUGGUGUCGUUGUCGAGCGCUCCCCGGCUGGUCUGGGCAAGGCUCUGCGCGACGAGUUUGUCCGCCGCGAUCUGCUGUAA
This is a messenger RNA of Sporothrix schenckii 1099-18, 1038 nucleotides long. RefSeq names its product succinyl-CoA synthetase alpha subunit. The coding region runs from base 1 to 1038 and encodes 345 amino acids. The transcript is spliced from 5 exons. Gene Ontology annotation, molecular function: succinate-CoA ligase (ADP-forming) activity; succinate-CoA ligase (GDP-forming) activity. Gene Ontology annotation, biological process: tricarboxylic acid cycle. Lineage: Eukaryota; Fungi; Ascomycota; Sordariomycetes; Ophiostomatales; Ophiostomataceae. Gene Ontology annotation, cellular component: mitochondrion; succinate-CoA ligase complex (ADP-forming). The record is from RefSeq and is a predicted model, not a curated record.